CGCACCGGUCCCAGUCUGCAGGCAUGUCGGCGGCCGGGAGCUCGGACGGGACGGCGGACCGCCCGGCAGACGCCGCCGCAGAGGAGGAAGGGCCGAGCCAGGCGGGCUCCUCGCUGCCAACUGUCGAGCUGCCAAGAAAGAGGAAGGGGGACGUGGAGGAGAGGUCAGACACCCCCGGACAGGACAGUCUGGACUACCACAUGGACGACGAGCUCAGCAGAUCUGAAGGGGAUGAUCAGCAGAUCAAAAUGAAAUGCUUCAGGGAGCCUCACCGCCAGAUCGAGAAGCGGCGGAGGGACAAAAUGAACAACCUCAUCGACGAGCUGUCCGCCAUGAUCCCCGCCUGCAUGGCCCGCAAGCUGGACAAGCUGACCGUGCUGCGCAAGGCCGUGCAGCACCUGAAAGCCCUCAAAGCUGGGACGAGCAACGCCUUCACUGACACCGCCUGCAAGCCUUACUUCCUGCCGCAUGACGACCUCAGGCACCUGCUGCUCCGGGACGCCGACGGAUUCCUGCUGGUCGUCAGUUGCGACCGGGCGAAAAUCCUCUUCAUCUCUGAGUCCGUCUGCAAGAUCCUCAACUUCAGUCAGCUGGAGCUGACCGGGCAGAGCUUGUUUGACUUCAUUCACCACAAAGACAUCAACAAGGUGAAGGAGCAGCUGUCGUCCUCGGAGCUGUACCCCCGCCAGAGACUCAUCGACGCAGCAACCGGGGCCCAGCUGCCGGUGGACGCCCCCGUCGGCCCGUCCAACCUGUCCACCGGGGCCCGCCGCUCCUUCUUCUGCCGCAUGAAGCACAGCCGGACGGCGGGGAAGGCCGAGGACAGCCAGUCGCUCCCCAGCACGUCCAAAAAGAAAGACUCCCACCGAUACUGCACGCUCCACUGCACCGGCUACAUGCGCAGCUGGCCCAGCAGCCAGCUGGAGGCGGAGGGCGACGGCGACAAGGAGCCGUCCAGCCUGACCUGCCUGGUGACGGUGUGCCGCCUGCUGCCCCACGUCUCCCACCAGCCGCCCAAAGACGUCCAGAUCAAGCCCACCGAGUUCGUCACCCGCUGUGCGAUCGACGGCAAGUUCACUUUUGUAGAUCAACAAGCCACGCCCAUCAUCGGCUACCUGCCGCAGGAGGUCCUGGGCACGUCCUGCUACGAGUACUUCCACCAAGACGACCUGCAGCACCUGGCAGAGAAACACAGGCAAGCUCUCCACACCAAGGAGAAGGUGGAGACUCAGAGCUACAAGUUCAAAACCAAACACGGCUCCUACGUCCACCUCCAGAGCCAGUGGUCCAGUUUCACCAAUCCCUGGACCAAGGAGGUGGAGUUCAUCGUGUCCUCGAACAGGGUCGUCUCGGGGCCCGGUCACACAAAAGAUGAGGAGAGAGGUGGUUUCAAAGCCCUUCAGGACGACUCGAAGCAGAUCCCGGUCAUCCCCGGCCUCUCCAGCGGCGUGGGCCCCAUGAUCUACGCCGGCAGCAUCGGGACGCAAAUCGCAAACGAGCUGAUCGAGUCCAACAGGAUCAACUCGUCUCCGUCAAGUGGAGCUUCCAGUCCGUUCGGGCCGGUCCGGGAAAAAUCCCCCCUGGUGUCCCCCCAGGCCGGCAAGAGCGCGCCCGGCAGGGAGGACGCGGCCGGCAGCUCAUCGGACACGCAGCUGGACUCGCGGACGACGACGACGACGACGACGGGCGCCAGCAGCAGCGCCACUUCUGAGAGUUCAGGCGAGCCGUCCCAGCUGGAGCUGGACAGCAUGGUGGUGCCGGGCCUGAGCAGCUUCAGCAGCGACGAGGCCGCCAUGGCGGUCAUCAUGAGCCUGCUGGAGACGGACGUCAACAUGAGCCAGUCGGGGGACUUCGAGGAGAUGCACUGGCCCUUCUAGAGCGCGACAACGCCGCCGCCGCCGCCGCCGCCGUCGUUCGUACCAAAGGCCCUCGCCGUCAU
Messenger RNA from Salarias fasciatus (jewelled blenny), 1939 nucleotides. Its product is annotated as aryl hydrocarbon receptor nuclear translocator-like protein 2. Gene Ontology annotation, molecular function: DNA-binding transcription factor activity; protein dimerization activity. The coding region runs from base 24 to 1877 and encodes 617 amino acids. The transcript has 17 exons. NCBI's taxonomy places the organism in Eukaryota, Metazoa, Chordata, Actinopteri, Blenniiformes, Blenniidae. Gene Ontology annotation, biological process: regulation of DNA-templated transcription. Gene Ontology annotation, cellular component: cytoplasm; nucleus; transcription regulator complex. The record is from RefSeq and is a predicted model, not a curated record.